AUGUCUGAAAGUCAACAAGGAAAUAAUCUUCAUCCCCAUAUGGAAGAUAUGGAGGAAGAAUAUGCGAAUGAUGAAAUGAAUGAUGAAUUACAAUACGAUGAUAUUGUAAAUUAUGAAAACCAUUUGAAUACCUAUGAUUACCAACAAUCUCAAGGAUUAAUGAAUCGCAUUAAUCCAAAUGAUCUUUUGCAAAUAGCUGAUAUAGUAGGUCAGCAUUUACAAAAUAAAAGAAAUUUAAAUCCUUCGGAAUCAUCAACGUCAAAAUCGCACCCUCCUUCUAUUGCGGAAAUAAAUUCAGAAAGGUCGGGUCAAUUUAUUAAUAAUAAUAUUUCAUCCUUGAAAAAUUUUGUUGAAUUGAUACCAGAAUUUGAUGGAGAAAAUAUUCCGGUUCAAAAAUUUAUUCAAGAAUGUUCGUAUUUGGUAGAAAAUACAAGUUCUCAAAUGCAACCUUUUCUUUUAAAAUUCGUAUUAAAGAAAAUUACGGGCAAGGCUGCAGAGUUUAUUUUACACUCUCAAGUUGAUACACUUGGAGAACUUUUAGUAGAACUAGAAAAAUCAUUUUCUUUUUCAGAUGAUUAUGGAACGAUUUUAGGUGAAAUCACCAAUUUGCAACAAGGUGAUAACGAAUCGGUAAUCGACUACGCGGCAAAAGCACGUAAAUUACUUUUUAAGCUGUCUCAGCUUUCGCGAAAAGAUAUUUCACAUCAAUAUUUACAAUUAAAAUUAACUGAAAAUGAUAAACUAAUAACAAAAUAUUUUACUCAAGGACUUCUUCCUAAUAUUGAAUUUCGCGUUAACCUACGUCUUCCGAUUAAUCUUCAAGAAGCAAUAACGAUUGCAUUAGAACAAGAAAAAUAUGUUUCCAAUGUACGUAAACGUAGCGCUCCUUCAAACGAAAUAGAAAUAAAUAAUUCUAAUCGCGAAGCAAAAAAAUCGAAAACGGUUAAUAAAAUUGAUAAUAAUCGUAAAAACAAAUAUUGUUUUACUUGCGGGAAAAUUGGACAUAAUUCGCGGAAUUGCCCAGAUCGCGCGGAACCAGAAUCAUCCGACAAUGAUCAAUCAGAAAACAAUGAUGAAGAUGAUAAUAACGAGAAAAACGGUAACGGAAAUUCAUCGAAAAGUAACGAUCCUAAACCGGAAUGCGAUUUUUGUAAACAGAGAGGUCACUCUACUGAAAAUUGCUUUGUAAGAAUAUUAAAAAGUUUAGAAUCAAGAUCCGUAUGCGCGAUUUCAAAUUCUCAAAUUAUAUAAAACGAAAAAUCAAAAUUAAAGGUUACUCCGAUGGCGUCAUCGUUUGAGUAAAUAUAAUCACGAAAUAGAGUAAAUUAAAUUAAUUUUUGUGCUGAUUCGUUGUAGUGUGAUCCUUGUGAAAUGUGUGAGAAAUUCUGCGAGGUAUCACUAAUUACAUAACAUUAAAAUGACGAUAUUUAUCCUAAACCUCUGAACAAGGUGAACUGUACACCUGUUCAUCCACAAAAUUCCUUGGACGAUUUUGAAAGAGUUUACUUAAUUGAGGCAGUUUUUCUAGACAUUCACUGGGGUAACGGUGAUAGCGAAUCAGAAAAAAUUAAACAAAGUCAUUUGUAAUGGACAUUUCCAGACCACAAGCAUGGAGAUUAUCGAGGAUAAUCAAAUUACUUGCGAUGUGAGAUUGAUAAUCUGCGAAAUCGUAAAUUGCGAUAUGAUUAUUAAUAUGAGAUCGUAAGGUGGACUGCAGCCACGAAAUUGUAAAUAGAACCGAAUGGUUUGUGCACCAAUUUCAACCAUGCUGGAUAUUGAGAUCCUUGUAGUGGGGGGAGAGUGAUAGCUGAUCAACUAUACCUUGCUCAGAAAAUUGUAUAACUAUUGUUUCAUUAAUUCUACUUUUCUUACAAUAAAAUUUUUUUGUAAUUAAUCAAUAAAUUUUGACAAUCUGUA
Messenger RNA from Leptopilina boulardi, 1917 nucleotides. RefSeq lists its product as uncharacterized. Bases 1 to 1251 code for a protein of 416 amino acids. NCBI's taxonomy places the organism in Eukaryota, Metazoa, Arthropoda, Insecta, Hymenoptera, Figitidae. The transcript has 2 exons. Gene Ontology annotation, molecular function: zinc ion binding; nucleic acid binding. The record is from RefSeq and is a predicted model, not a curated record.